Bacidia gigantensis is the source of this 3876-nucleotide messenger RNA. RefSeq lists its product as uncharacterized. NCBI's taxonomy places the organism in Eukaryota, Fungi, Ascomycota, Lecanoromycetes, Lecanorales, Ramalinaceae. Gene Ontology annotation, biological process: vacuolar acidification. The record is from RefSeq and is a predicted model, not a curated record. Gene Ontology annotation, cellular component: RAVE complex. The transcript is spliced from 6 exons. Bases 1 to 3876 code for a protein of 1291 amino acids. Gene Ontology annotation, molecular function: protein binding.
AUGCGAGCAGUCCUCCCUGGCAAGCCCCAGGCAAAGCUUCAAGCUCUCUCCACAGCACAAUGGAAUGGACAAUGCUUGGUGGCCUACAUUUCAGGCAACGGCUUCAUUGUUCUCAGUGGGCCCAGCAGCCUCUUACAGACUACAUACCUUGAUCAAUGUGAUGCUCUCGAUGCUCUCUCUAUAGACGAUCGGUCUGGCAAGAUCGCCGUUUGCAGUCGGGACGAGAUCUUCGUAUAUCGGCCAUAUGGACGAGAGGAAGGAUUUCUGAAGUGGUCUCUCCAACUUUCACUGUCAGUCUUCACAGAGUACAGUAACUCGCCAACGCUCUCAUGGGGAUCAGAAGAGGAGCUACUCGCUGGAUCUACUUUUCUGAGACUGUACCGUACAGCCAAGAACGGACGUAAAGUAUGGGAUCGCAAGCUCGCAAAGCCUGUGAAGAUUGCAACUUUUUCCCCUGAUGCUAGCCUUGUUGCCUCUACUGGAUGGCAUGAUCGUCUUGUCAAAGUAUGGCGCAGACAGUCUUUUGAUUCAGACGACACUCGCUUUGAGUUCACCUACCUAUCUCAUCCCUCACCUAUAACUCAAAUAUCGUGGCGGAAGCCCCCACCGCACGAGCACCAUCACAACGAGCAGAGUGUAGACAAUGUUUUGCUGUCCGUAUGCACAGACGGCCGGAUUAGGAUAUGGGCGGCCACGGACCCACACGGUCUCCAAGGCCUACAACUUUGGGCAGAGAUCGAUAUGCAGCAAUCGAUACAAUCCCGUCGACUUGGGAUCACCUCAGAUAUCCAAGAAAGAUUCGCCUUCUUCAUCAACAGCCAUGACUUCCGCCAUUGUGCCAGCGAUAUCCUGAAUGUAAGUGGUAAUAGUGUUGAUGCUGAUCAUGCGGUGGAGCACUUAGCUGAGAUCAGUAAGAGGAAGCCUGACGUUUGUGUUGUCCUCGACUGGCAUGGUAACAUGUCUGCCUGGGGGCUUGAAAGCAUUGGCUGCAAGACGAGGAAAGGCACUGAGAUUUUCAAUAUUGCACACAUGGAAGAUUUCCCGCUCUUCCCUGUUGAAAUUCGAAAUCACAAGUCUAAUGUGACUUUCGUCAACUUUUCUGACCACACUGCUCCAUCGAAGUUUUCUCUGCUCACCCACUUCUUUGAUGGACACAUAAUGUGGCACCAGUCAACAUUCAAUGAAAUGUUUGAUUCAUCACCACGCUCAACUCGUUCGAGUAUCAAGGCUCUCUGGGCUGGACACUGUAGCCCUAUAGAACAUAUGGUACAUGGCGUCAAUGGUCAUAAUCUACUGACCGUUAGUGAUGACAAAGAAGCUAUCUUUUGGACGGAACGAGCAGCUAAUAACUCAUAUUCGUUGAUUCCGGAAAGCUCGUUGGAUUCAUCACAGAAUAUUAUGCACAGCUGUCUGCUAAAUGACAAUAGUCAUAUUGUCAAUCUCUAUUCGGAUAGAUUGGCUCUCUUAGAUACAAGCAAACCCUUUGCCGAAGAGAUUACGUCUUGCCCAUCUAGACCCGAUGCUGAUCUCUCGUGCCUUCUGCAACUGGGUUCGCUAAUUGGGAACGCUCGCGUACACUAUAUCGCCGGAAUCACCGUGGAUCUGACGGGCUUGGUUUGGAGGAUAAGUUUGUUAGAGCAUAGCACCGAUAUCUCAGCAAAUGGAGCCUCUAACAUUUGUGCAAUCACCCAAGUUUGCAAAUUUGACCUUGGUAUUGGGGAGACGGUAGAGCAUAUCAUACCUAUCGAUCGUGGUGACUCUUCUUCGAGGGCAAGCUCAAUUGAGGAUUUAUCCAUAAAUGUUCUUUUAUCAUGUACCAAGAGAGGCAUACUCAGGACAUGGACUGCUGCUAUCGAACCUCAAAGUGCCAUAGUCAAAUGGCACCAGUCCUCGGUACUAUUUUCAGAGAUAACAGCUCCAUCUCUAGUUGCUGCCAGCUCUAAUCUUAAAGUAGCUCUCGUCGGUGCUACAAGGCGUCAAUUAUUCAUAUGGGACAUGCGAAGUUCAUAUCUUGAAUAUGUGUUUGAAUGUGAUCCCCUGCAAACAAUUACAGACUUGAGGUGGUCUUUGACAAGGAGCAGCACGGUCCUCGCCGUUAGCCUUGCUCAAAGUAUCAUCAUUGUGGCCCAACAAAGAUUCGAUUACAGUGAGGAUAUCUUAGCUUGGGUCCCGAUUCACAAAGUCAGCUUGAAAGAGCUUUCAUCAAACCCAAUUUCGCACAUCACUUGGUUACAAGCCCAGAAGCUCGUAAUUGCAGCUGGACGCCAGCUAUUCGUCCAUGACACGAGGAAUCAGCAAGAUGAAAUUGAUUCUAAUUCGAUGGGCGGAUCGCAAAGCUGGAAUACCUCAUUACCCGUGUACCACCCAGCAGUCCUAGAUCAACUGUUCUUAGCCGGUCGAUUCCCCGAGGUCAACGGAGUGAUAUUUACUCUUUACGAAAUGCUCAAAUAUUUCACACCCGGCGACCAGAUGGAUCCCUUCCUGGCUUUGCCCCUUGAAAACUUCUUCACAGAGUUGGCACGAGAACAGAGCUUCCUUAAGUCAUGGAAUGACGCAGACGAUGAAGCAGGUGCCAUCAAUGAAGACCGCGCAAUGUCCCUGAGAGAAACACUCUCGAGCUUGAAUCUGCCGCAGUUGUCAAGCAAUCAUCAGUCCGAUUUAGUGCAUGUGAUCAAGAGCCUUGCUUUGGCUAGAAGACAUAGCCGUUCACUAGACAUUUGUGGAUUGAAAUAUUACACGAUAUUCACUCUUUACCUGUUUCGCAAGGUUACAAGGAGCAUGAGAAGUACGGAGAUGUUGUGGAGAGAGUAUGCUUGGGCUUCGCAUAGCAACAGUCAUGACAUACUCAUCGAUCUUGUUUCGCGAGGAUAUCAAGGCAGUUUGACUUGGGGACGUGCUAAAGAAUCCGGCAUGUUUCUGUGGCUGAGUGAUCGCAGUGCUCUCGAAGCCCAAUUGGAAGUAGUGGCUCGCAAUGAGUACACCAAGACCGACGAAAAGAAUCCAAUCAACUGUAGUCUGUACUACUUUGCAUUAAGAAAGAAGAGCGUCUUGCUAGGACUUUGGAGGAUUGCACAUGGAAACCGAGAGCAAGCAGGUACACAAAAAUUGCUAAAGAAUAAUUUCUCGGAAGAUAGGUGGAAGUCAGCUGCUUUGAAGAAUGCCUAUGCUUUGCUUGGAAAACGGAGAUUUGAGUAUGCAGCUGCGUGGUUCUUAUUGGCAGACAGACUCAAAGACACCGUCAACAUCUGCGUCAAUCAAAUAGGAGAUAUACAACUUGCCAUUGCAAUCGCAAGGGUCUACGCGGGGGACGACAGCUCUGUCUUCCGCAGCCUUGUAAAAGAUCACAUCUUACCAGAGGCCGCAAUGAAUGGUAAUCGCUGGCAGGCUCACUGGGCCUUUUGGAUUCUAAGAAAGCCUGAUCUAGCUAUCAGGGCUCUGCUAGAGCCCUUGGAAGCCCUAGUGUUUCUCAACCAGUCGUCCAAAGUACAAGCGAAGUCAUAUAUAAACAACGAGCCAGCACGACUUGUUCUGUACAGGCAAUUGCGGGAUCAAAGGCUGCAGGCUCGCAAACCGUUGCCCAUCCCCCGUCAAAAGGAGUGGACAUUCGUGCUCCAGACUGCGCUUCAAUACUGUCGAAUGGGGUGUGAUAUUCUUGCACUAGAUUUGGUACGCAAUUGGAAAUUUGUCGAGCAGCACACAGGCGUACUUACCGACAUGGAUCAUGCAUCUAAGGCAGAUAAAGAGGCUAGACGGAAAAGCAGAAGAAAGAGUAGCCUCGUUCCUAAGACGCCGAAGUCAUCUGUUGAAGAGAAGCCCAAGCCAACUAUGUUCAAGGAGCCGGAAGGAAGCAGCCUACUUGAUAACUUUGGAUUCUAG